Molecule: messenger RNA, 852 nt
Organism: Histoplasma capsulatum G186AR
Lineage: Eukaryota; Fungi; Ascomycota; Eurotiomycetes; Onygenales; Ajellomycetaceae
Exons: 5
Coding region: 1-852 (283 amino acids)
Source: RefSeq, a predicted model, not a curated record
AUGCUGCCAGACGCACCAGAGAGCACGUCAAGGGGUUGGGGAUGGCUUACACUCCGCCGCCCAGAACACGAUAUUAAAAUCGGCAGGCCAUUGUCAGCCGAAUCCAUGGGUGGAUAUGCUGCCAUCCGUGUCAAUAUGAAUCUCCUCCUGCCAGCCGCUGUUUUGUUGCCCCCCAAAUUAUACGCCGCCUGUCUGUGCGGGAGUUAUUACUGGCAUCGAUGCUUCAAGGAAAUCAGAACUCCUCGUCACCGAAAAAAAGAGAACGGGAUCCACAAGAAAUACCAAGAGCUCGGUCCCACACUGAGAGCCAAACAUCCAGCUAUUUUAGCCCUGCCAAGGUUGACAAUGGAAGCUAGCCAGGGGAUCCACAUGAACUCAAGACACAAUGGUGCUGGAUAUGUGAUCCCAUCAGAUCCAUCUUACCACAUAGGAACAGGAACACCCUCAUGCUUCACAAGAGCCCGCAGGGCGUUUCGAUAUGAGCAUGACGAAUGUCAAGCUUCUUUCACAAAGUCUUCUACAAAGAGCCAUACGCAGGAGACAGCAGGGUCAGUGUCCUCCUGCUCGUCUAUUAAGUUUCGUUCCAGCGUCGAUCAGCACACAGCCGGUCACAUACUGGGUACAAAGUUACAACACAACCUGAUGUUUGGCAGCUUCACACUGUCGAUAUUGCGAUGCGUACGGCGAAUUGGCCCAUUCAUAGAAAAUCAGCCAGAAAUCCUUCGCAUUUGCCAGCUGCAAAACAUGCAGGUGCGAGAUGGAGAGAUACACAGAGCACGGAGGAAGACUACGGCUGUUCCUGAUUCUUCGGAGGAUUGGGGUAUGAUUCCUGACCAGCAAUCUCAUCUAUGA